AUGGGUCUUCAGCGUUAUUUCCAGAUGAUCAAGAAACUAUGUCAGUCCAAGCGAUAUCCAACAAGUUUGUUGGAAGUCUUGGCAGUCCAGCUUAAGAACAAACUCGAAAUCAGAGACCGAGCUGAUCGACAACAGCAUGAAAGACCAGAACUACCCCAAGAGAUUAAGCAAGAUUUGGAAGCCUAUUCGAUCGCAGAACUGGAAAAUAGUUUUAAGGUCUUCAGAUACGAGAUCUCACAAAAUAUGACGGAGACGCGUGGACAAGGUCCGGAGGCAUCCAUAAAAUCUACGUUGGAGAAUUCAAGAAGGCAACCUUGGAAGCCUAUGGCGCUAUAUCCACAAAAUACAAAAAAGCUGACAGAAUGUAAAACGCUGCAAGCGGAGCAACCGAGAUUUAUGAAGACCUACAGUACAUCAUUGAAAGAGAAGACACGAGUAUCGACCCUCAAGAACUCAAGACGACUCGCCGUUUAUGAAAACGCAACAGGCAAACAACAGGAGCGAGAAGCACGAACCAGUAUUGCAAAGGCAUUCAGGUUACUAGCAAGUAUCCGAGCCUAUGAAGACGAAGAAUAUGCUAACAAGGACAUGGCAUUCGAUGCCGAGAUGGUCCAACGAAUCGAGAAGGCUCGACAAGAACAACAACUUAUCAGAGCAGCUAUCAACAAUAGAGGAGGAUACGGUCAUGGAGGAGGUCGAGGCCGAGCUUGUUUCGACAGGGCCAGCGGAUGGAAUAGCACCAGGGGGCCGUUUACUGGUAUUGGCAACAGAGAAUCAAACAUCCGUGGGCGGUUUCAGUAGUGAAGGAAGGGUACCGAUUGCCUUUCGAUAGGGUACCACAACCGUGGCACAAGGGGCCUGUGUGCCGUUCUUUGGUGGAACAAACACAAGUGGACCAAGCAGUACAACAGUUUUUGGCAACCAAGGUGAUCGAACGCUCACCCACUCAGGACAGGAGGUUUCUUUCUACAUUUUUUACGAUCCAAGAAGCUGCGAAAAUUCGGCCGACACCCACUCCCCUUUUGUUUGUAUGUUCCCCAGUCGCUUGUAUAUGAUACAGCUAUAGCAUAUAUGUUUCACGUAUUUUGGACUUUCGACCCAAUAAAGAAAAAA
Messenger RNA from Zychaea mexicana, 1113 nucleotides. RefSeq lists its product as uncharacterized. The record is from RefSeq and is a predicted model, not a curated record. The transcript has 4 exons. Lineage: Eukaryota; Fungi; Mucoromycota; Mucoromycetes; Mucorales; Lichtheimiaceae. The coding region runs from base 1 to 801 and encodes 266 amino acids.